AUGAAUGAUGAAAAGAUGAACUCUCAACGAAAGAAGAAGAAUGGAACGUUGGAUUGGUUUGUUCAAAAGUCCAAAAAGAAUGAUGUAAGUUCUUCCCAAGUGCCAAUUUGUGUCUCAUCACCGACUCAACCUUCAGCAACUCAAGUCGAACAAGAAUUUUCUUUCCCUUCAAAUAAUAUGCCCCAAACUCAAGAAACCGAAAUGAGAUCUACAUGUAUUGCACAAGAUGAUAGUACAACAUUUGCAUCAAGAGAGGUGAAAAGCCAAGUUAAUGAUAUCUCUAUUCCACAUGAUCCGGCUAAAAGAAAAAAAUUUAUUGAUUAUCAUCCAAUGGAUCGAGAAACAGUGAGGAAAGAAUACAUACAAAGAGGUGCUUGCCAACCAAAGAAGCACAAAUUUCCUCAAACAAACUUCGGAGGAGGAUUGACAUUUCGUGGUCACGAUGAAUGUGAUGAAUCAAGUAACAAGGGAAAUUUUCUUGAACUUUUGAAUUUGAUUGCGGAAAAGAAUGAUGAUGUGGGAAAUGUUGUUUUGAAAAUUGCACCUAAAAAUAAUCAAAUGAUUGCACCUUUGAUUCAAAAAGAGCUUAUCAAUUGUUGUGCAAAAGAAACUACCAAGGCAAUUGUGGAAGAUCUUGGUAAGGAUUAUUUUGGAAUACUAGUACAUGCGUCAAGUGAUUUAUCUCAAAAAGAACAAAUAGCUUUGUGUUUCCGUUAUGUUGAUAAAAAAGGAAUGAUAAAGGAAUGGUUUCUUGGAAUUGUUCAUGUUGGAGAUACCACAUCUUUGUCUCUUAAAGAAACGAUCUUUUCUUUGCUUGAUGAGGAUUCUUUGAGUUUUUCAAGAAUUCACGGACAAGGGUACGAUGGAGCUAGUAAUAUGAAUGGUGAACUUAAUGGUCUCAAAACUCUAAUCAUGAGAGAAACACAAUCUGUAUACUACAUACAUUGUUUUGCUCACCAACUUCAAUUAACUCUUGUUGUCGUUUUUAAGAAAAAUAAAGACUGUGGUUGGUUUUUUGAUACACUUGGAGUUUUGUUGAAUGUUGUUGGAUCAUCAUGUAGGCGAAAAGAUUUGCUUAAAGGAAAACAAACUGAAAAAUUGUAA
Messenger RNA from Hibiscus syriacus, 1104 nucleotides. RefSeq names its product zinc finger MYM-type protein 1-like. Lineage: Eukaryota; Viridiplantae; Streptophyta; Magnoliopsida; Malvales; Malvaceae. The record is from RefSeq and is a predicted model, not a curated record. The transcript is spliced from 2 exons. Bases 1 to 1104 code for a protein of 367 amino acids.